Messenger RNA from Tuber melanosporum (Perigord truffle), 3027 nucleotides. RefSeq lists its product as uncharacterized. The transcript is spliced from 16 exons. Gene Ontology annotation, molecular function: transmembrane transporter activity. The record is from RefSeq and is a predicted model, not a curated record. Gene Ontology annotation, biological process: transmembrane transport. NCBI's taxonomy places the organism in Eukaryota, Fungi, Ascomycota, Pezizomycetes, Pezizales, Tuberaceae. The coding region runs from base 1035 to 3020 and encodes 661 amino acids.
CCCGUCGCUGGCUGCCGGUAGCUCCACCUGAUGGAUGAAUGAAAGGGAGGAAGGACAAAGGCUUCCACAAUCCUAUUCGGGCGAGGGGCUUAGACUGAUCGGCACUUCGGUUCGGGAAUAGCCGAACCCGGCCAGACACCCGGCGUCUUCCCAAAUCCAUCCGACGACGACAGAAUCUACAAGUACGGUACUCGAGCAGAUGUGUGCUUUGUCCAACAGGUGUCAGUACCCAUGCUACGGCACUUGCACACACCGCGCAGCGCCUGGGAUGUACUCGAGUACACAUAACGGUACUUGUGUUAACAUCAUCAAUUAAUGCUGCAUUGGGAGUGGGAGGAGGGGCGUUUCCACGGACAAAGCCGAAGUCUCAGGGGAUCUUGCUAGGGUGUCGGCAAGGAGGCGAAAACGAAGUGGGGUCUAAAAGCUACCCUACCGUGACUGAAGUGAUGUGAAUUGGGUUUGCGGGGGUGGACUUUACGGGUGCUCGGGCAAUGGUACCGGCAACGGGGAGGAUGCGGACGUUACGCCAGUGAGGUCAAGUUAGGGCAGGGUGGGGACUCUAACACAGAGACUGUGUGUGAGGAGCUUACUCCAGUUUUACGGGCUCUAAUUUAGUUAUGUGGCGUAUCAUACUCGAGUAACGUAUGUUAUAGUCUACCUGCUACUACCCUGCUACGAUAUGCGCGGGCUAGCUUUGCCCAAGUUGCUCUGGACACCCGGAUUACCGAGGGUGCUUGCUUGCCUCCCCGCCGCCAGCCUGACCCCCGACGGGCACGAAAUGGCCAUAACGUUAUCAUAUAAUAUCUAUCACGAGUUCUAGUGUUCCGUUUUCUCUCUUCUCUACCUCUCUUUAGUCCUCAAUUUUUGUGAUUCCUUUCUCCAUCUCAACACCAAGGACGGCAGAGAGAGCGUACGCCCCGCUCCGCACUGUCCCAUACAUAUAUUGUACAGUACAUACGUUCCCCAGCACCUAGUGCCAAACUUCCCUAUCAUCACCACCCGGACCCGCAAAACGCGCACGCACACACCCGGCAAUGCCCCCCGAGAAAGCUGCCAUCCAGGAGGGGGAACCGUCCACUACCAUUCCCCCGCAAGCCCCUACCGCCCAAGAAUCUUUGAACCUCCGCUCCUCAGCGGCAUCGUCCUCGGAUGGCGCAACGAUAAUUGUACCACGUACCGAUGAUUUUACGGAAACGAAUUCGACGUCUGCUGGCUCGAGAUUGGGUCACCCUUUCUCGCUCAACGAGAAGCUACAAGAGUACCAAAAUAGUAGUGGCAUCGAGAGUAGAGGGAGUUGUGGGACGGAGAAUGCUGGCGCUGUCGAGACGGCUGCCGAGACUGGUGUUGCACCGGAUGCUAUUACUGAACCGCACGCUGUAGCCCCGGAGGGGCAGCAAGAGGGGUUAUCGCAGAAGAGAAAGGCAAUAAUUGUUCUGGCGCUUUGUAUAUGUGUGUUUCUAGCGGCGUUAGAUCAGACAAUUAUUACUACUGCGAUGCCGAUUAUUGCUGCGCAAUUCAAUAGUGCUACUGGGUAUACUUGGAUCGGCAGCUCGUAUUUAUUGACUUCGGCCGCGUUCUUGCCGGCAUGGGGUAAACUGAGCGACAUCUGGGGCCGAAAACCGGUUCUCCUUUCCGCAGCAAUGAUAUUCCUUAUUGGAAGCAUCCUUUGUGCAGCAGCCCCAAACCUAGGAAUGCUACUUGUGGGCCGCGUGGUACAAGGUCUAGGGGCCGGCGGUCAAUUGGGUCUUGUUAACGUUACCAUCGCCGACCUUAUCGCUGUCAGGGAACGUGGCAUGUACUUGUCGUAUAUUGGACUAACGUGGGCCUUCGCAUCGGCCAUUGGGCCAGUACUUGGAGGAGUUUUUACUGAAAAGGUUACAUGGAGAUUGUGCUUUUGGAUCAAUGUGCCAAUUGCAGUUUUGGCGAUGGGCAGCUUGAUAUGUCUUCUCCAUCUGCAAUCACCGAAGAUUACGGUGAAGGAAGGAUUGAAAAGAGUUGAUUGGCUUGGAAUCGCUCUUGUCGCCUCCGGCACAGUCCUCUCCCUCCUGGGCCUCGAGUUCGGCGGCGUCUCCCAUCCCUGGCACUCGCCGAUCGUGAUAUGCUUUAUUCUUUUUGGAAUGUUGAUAUUAUGCUCCUUUGUCUAUGUUGAAUGGAAAGUGGCAAAGUUGCCGAUUAUGCCUAUUAAGCUUUUCACUAACCGGACUAAUGCCUGUGCUUAUUUUGUUGGGUUUUUCCACGGGUUCAUAUUUAUUGCAGGAUGUUACUUCAUUCCUCUGUACUUCCAGGCUGUUCGUGGGGAUACGGCCUUCAUGGCGGGGGUGUAUGUGUUGCCAUAUGUUAUGACAUUGUCGGGUGUUUCUGCAAUUAGUGGAUUGAUAAUUGCCCGGACUGGGCGCUACCAAGAAGUAAUAUGGGCUGGUGUAGCAAUGACGACCCUAGGAGCUGGCCUCAUAGUAGACCUCGAUAGGACCAGCGGCUGGGGCAAAAUAGUAAUCUAUCAAAUAAUAUUGGGCAUCGGUUGCGGCCCCCUCUUUCAAUCCCCGCUCAUAGCUAUCCACGCAAAUAUCGACUACCGCGAUGUCGGCACCGCAACUGUCACCUUCGCCUUCCUGCGCACCAUGGGCACAGCCCUGACCAUCUGCAUCGGCCUGGUCGUAUUCCAAAACUCGAUGCAGUCCCAGUCGCGCGACCUCGCGGGCGGCCGCCUCCCCGACAAAGUCCUCAACGCUAUUUCCGGUCACUCGGCCGCUUCCUCCGUGGGAUUUGUGCAGACGUUGGAGCCAGCGGAGAGGGUUGUGGCGAGGGAUGCGUAUGCGCGCGGGUUGAGCACUAUGUGGUGUUUCUUCCUCGCUGUCUCGGCAGGUGAACUCUACGCAGCCCGCAAGGGCUCGGAGGAAGAAGGCUGGGGAGGAGGUGGUGGGGGGGGCGUAGAUUUGGGAUCAGGCUAUUUCUCUGGAUAUAACUUAGCAUGCAUAUGGGUGGGUAAUACGAUAAUCGAGUGCUCACGGCACGAUUAUUGAGUGAGAG